Molecule: messenger RNA, 4413 nt
Organism: Sarcophilus harrisii (Tasmanian devil)
Lineage: Eukaryota; Metazoa; Chordata; Mammalia; Dasyuromorphia; Dasyuridae
Gene: MBOAT1
Product: membrane bound O-acyltransferase domain containing 1
Exons: 13
Coding region: 271-1752 (493 amino acids)
Biological process (GO): lipid modification
Cellular component (GO): membrane
Molecular function (GO): acyltransferase activity
Source: RefSeq, a predicted model, not a curated record
AGGGAAGAGGAGGGGAGCGGGAAGCUGAGCGGGCUCCCCACCCGGCCAAUACUCCCGUGGUCACCACAGUGCCAGCGCCAGCGCCGGGGCUGGACCCCUCCUGUUCCCGUCGGCUCUGCUCGGCUGCCGCCCGGAGCCCAACUUAGAGUGGCCCCCUCCCCGCGAGCCUUAGAGUCGCCUUAGGGUCCAGUCCCCACCCAGCUCGGGAGAAGACACUAAGGAGGUGACUCGGGGAAGGGGCAGACGCGGCAGCCCCCCCGAAGAUGCAGGAUGGCAGCAGAACCGUCGCCGUCCAGCCUUGCCUACCGCACCACGGGCUCCACCUUGUUGCAUCCGGUCAGCGACCUCCUGGGCAUCCCGUUGGACCAGGUAAAUUUUGUGGCAUGCCAGCUCUUUGCUUUACUUGCUGCUUUUUGGUUCCGCAUCUACCUGAGUCCUGAGAAGACAAGCUCUGCUAUCCGUCAUGCCUUUGCUGCCAUUUUUGGAAUCUAUUUUGUCAUCUUUUGCUUUGGAUGGUAUUCUAUACACCUCUUUGUAUUGGUGUUAAUAUGUUAUGGAAUCCUGAUUACUUCAAGUACACACAACGUUCACAGGUACUCCUUUGUGGUUGCAAUGGGUUAUCUCACAGUAUGCCAUAUAAGCCGGAUAUACAUAUUCCACUAUGGGAUUCUUACUACAGAUUUUUCAGGGCCACUGAUGAUUGUGACCCAGAAGAUCACAACCCUGGCGUUUCAAAUUCAUGAUGGAUUGGGCCGAAAAACUGAGGACCUCACUCCUGAGCAACUUCGACUUGCUAUAAAAGUCAGACCCUCUUUCUUGGAAUACAUAAGCUACCUUCUCAAUUUCCUGAGUGUCAUAGCUGGGCCCUGUAGUAGUUACAAGGACUAUGUAGCUUUUAUUGAGGGGAGGCAUAUACACAUGAAGUUGCUGGAAAUGAACUGGAAGCAAAAAGGUUACAGCAGUCUUCCUAAUCCUUCUCCAACUGGAGCAGUGAUGCACAAACUGUGUAUCACUCUGGUGUCUCUCUUCUUUUUUUUGACGCUUACAAAGGCCUAUCCUGUCACUUGCCUAGUUGAUGACUGGUUUGUCAAUGAAGCAUCUUUUUUAUCCAGACUUUGCUACUUAUACAUUGUUAUGCAAGCAUCAAAGCCAAAGUAUUACUUUGCAUGGACAUUGGCUGAUGCAGUCAAUAAUGCAGCUGGCUAUGGGUUCAGUGGAGUUGAUAAGAAUGGGAAUUUCUGUUGGAAUCUGCUUUCUAACCUAAAUAUCUGGAAGAUUGAGACUGCAACAAGUUUUAAGAUGUACAUAGAAAACUGGAAUAUUCAAACGGCUAUUUGGCUAAAAUGUGUUUGCUAUGAGCGGGCUCCCUGCUUCCCUACAGCCUUAACGUUUAUCCUGUCUGCAUUGUGGCAUGGUGUCUAUCCUGGAUAUUAUUUUACAUUCCUAACUGGAAUCCUGGUUACGUUAGCGGCCAGAGCAAUGAGGACCACCUGUAGACAUUUCUUCCUCUCUUCAGAAACUCUCAAGACAGCUUAUGAUGUCAUCACGUGGGCUUCCACUCAGCUGGCUGUCUCUUACACAGUGGCCCCUUUUGUCAUGCUGGCAGUGGAACCAGCCCUCACUUUGUACAAAUCCUUGUAUUUUCAUUUACACAUCAUAAGCCUCCUGAUAAUUCUAAUUCUGCCCAUCAAACCACAAACCACAAGGCAAUCUCAGACUCUGAAUUCUUUUCAUAACAAGGAAAAAACAUGAUACAUCACAAGAAAACUUGGACAAGUGAAAUGCUUGAACCAGAAUGGAAACAGGGGUGUGUAUUUUAUAAUGUUGAAACAUUAAAAAAGACCUUGGGCUUAAAUGAUUUUCAGUGACCCAGUCAGAAGGCUGAGAGACAAGAUUUAUAGCCUUCUGAUUUUAAAAGCAGGGAAUAUUUUUAUAAAGUCUUUUUCAUGUAUUUAAAUCAGUCAUAUGUAUAGUUUGUUUUGAUAUUUUAUAGGAUAGUUGAGUGUGAAGUGAGUGUGUGUGUGCGUGUGUGUGUGUGUUAGAGGAAGUACAAGAGUUAGAGAGGCAGCCCAUUUUGGGUGUUUAUUCUUUGGCUGUUUAGGGCAUUGCUUCAUAUCCUGGCUCAGCCAUGGUGUUCGACCACAAGAAUCUGAAUGUUGAGAACACUGGUGUAGGCUCCAGCAGGAAGAGGGAGAUUGCAGAGAAGGCUAUCCCAGCUUGUCAUGGCAUUCUUAUGCCAGAAAACACUCAGGACUGGGAUAUUCCUUUGGAGAUUCUGACUCUCUUGCAGUGACACCUGCUGGUUUUAGGGUACAUUUUUAUUAUUUCACAUUAUUUCAUAUACACUUGGAGACACAGGACCUGGGGGAACAGAGGUGCAUAGGAUUUGGCCAGAAUCCUCAGCCCAGCAAAGAGUUCCCACAGAAAAUAAUUAUGGAUUGGAGAUUCAGGACUGCACUUGGAGUAGGCUGCAAUUUUUUCCAAGGGUGUAAUGAUUUCACAUUGUGAACUGAACCCACAUGUGAAUUGAAGCUCCCUCACAGUAGGAACAUUGGUCAUUUAAAUUGAGAGGACUGUUUCUGAGGGACGGUCCAGUGAAGGCCAGAUGUUCACUGUACCAAAUGCAGCCAUGGCUUUUUGAAGGAAAACACCAAAAAUAACCCAUGUAAUUUAAAGCUUUUCUUAACCUGUUAACUUUCCCCCCAAGGGGUUAGUAAGAACACCAAGUUGUUAUAAAUUCAGUUUUUUUACCCUUAAUUUGUCUGAGUUGUACACGAACAAGGCUAUAUUCUGUGUUGAUUUUCAAUUUCCAAAGUGUCGGAGCUGAAUAAAUUCAACUUUAUUUUUAGCUGAAUCAUCAGGAUGGAAAGCAAAGGUUGAACAAACAAUUUUCUUUUCAUCUUCUUGAUAGAAAUCUUUCAGAGAAUGUGUUUUAUUUCCCUUUGGAAACCUCUAUUGGGUAAUAUUAUUUUGGGGAGAAGAAAAUGGCCCAUUAUGGUUUAUUGAAAAUAAUAAUGAUGAUAAUAAUAAUAAUAAACUACCUUACAACAACAGUGUAUGACCUUAAUUGAAUGGUUUGGAAAAGGAAAAAGGGUUUAAGUUGACAAGUGGAAAAUUAGUUUUUCAUGGAAUAUUGUAAGGUACCUUUAUACAUAUUAAAAGAGACAUUUUUAUCUGGAAGAGUUUAUUUUUGUUUAUGUUAAUGGACUCAAUUUACUAGAACAUUUUUUUAGCAAAAAAAUAAGAUUUUAUUUGUGCCUUUGUAUUGAAUAUUACAACUUCCUGAUUUCCCACUCUUUAUAUUGCCCCUCACCAUGGUAUUUUCCUCUUGGGGCUAUCAUCUGAAAGCAUGGAAAUUGCUAUAAAAAUGUGAUUUUAUUAUUGAAAUGAUUUAUUCUGCAUGUCGUACCUUUCUUCUGAAGAGUUCAGAAUUCUCUUUUAACUAAUACUGUCAUUCAUUUUUACCAUUUAGUUAGGUUGAUAGUGAACCUAAUGAAAGGUCUGUUUAAAAACAAACAAACAAACAAACAAACAAAAAACAUGUGCUAGAUGAGAAAAGUCAUACUUAUCUUACAGUAUCCCACAGGGCUCCUGCUUGGUCCCUCUUCAGUUCCCAUGGAUUCAGUUAUCAUCUUUAAGCAGAUGAAUCUUAGAUCUAUUAUCCAACCCUAACCUCUCUCCCGACCUCCUGUCUCACAUCUCCAGCUGCCUUUUAUCUACUUUAUACAGUGUGUCGUAUAGACAUCUUAAUCUCAACAUAUCUAAAACCAAACUAAAUUCAUUACUCUUCCCUAAACCUUCCCUUCCUCCCAACUUCCCUAUUUCUGUUGAAUGUGCUGCCAUCUACCCAGUCCCCCAGAUUCACAAUUUAAUUAUUAUCCCCCUUCCCCAAUUUCUCAUUCUCUCUCAUAACCAAUUUGUUGCCAAGGUCUGUUGAUUUAAUUGUGAAUUCUCUCAUGUGCUCUUUUCUAAUCUCUGACACCAUCAUCACUCUGGUUUUGGCCCAAUAUUAUUUUAUGCCUAAACUAUUGAAAUAAUUUGUUGAUUGACUUCCAUGCUUCAAGUCUCUUCAAAGUCCAGUUUUUUUUUCACUCAACAUAAGUCUGACCAGGUAACCCUCCUAUCCCCUUUUUAAAUAAAUUCAAAUAGCUCUUUACCACUUUCAGGAUCAAAUGAAAAACCCUCUAUUUUAUGUCCAAGCCUUUUAUAACCUUCCCCCACCUUCAAGUUUUUUUCACCUCAUACCCUCUCAUAUACUCUUCAGUGCUUUUCUUGUUGUUCCUCAAAUAAGACAAUCCAUCUCCUGACUCAGGAUUUUUACUGACUUUCCCCUAUGCUAAGAAUAUUGUCCUUCCUCAUCUCUAUCCCCAGAUUUCCUUCAAGUCCCAGCUAAAAUAUUCUCUUCCACAUGAA